CUCCCGCAAGCAGGAUGGCCGUGGCCGGCUGGGAGCGCGGGGCCCGGCUGGCGCUUUGCACCGUGGGGCUGGCGCUGUCCGUGUACGCCUUCCACGUGGAGACCUCCAAGGAGCGGGACGCCAGCUACCGGGCCAUGUGCGACAUCAGCUCUGCCGUCAGCUGCUCCCGGGUCUUUACUUCCAGGUGGGGUCGUGGCUUCGGCUUGGUGGCAGACUUCCUGGGGCACCAUAGCCUGCUCAACCAACCUAACAGUAUUUUUGGGAUCGCCUUCUACAUUCUGCAAGUCCUUCUAGGUUUCUCCAACAGCGGCUUGGCGGCCUUUGCCCUACUAGGUUCCUCCCUUGUCUCCAUUGCCGGCUCGCUCUACCUUGCCUACAUCCUCUUCUUUGUGCUCCACGACUUCUGCGUGGUUUGUGUCAGCACGUACCUCCUCAACAUUGCCCUGCUUUUCCUCAACUACAAGCGACUUGGCUAUCUCAACCAGGCCUGGCAGAUCCACAUGCCCAAAGUCAAGCGUCAGUGA
Messenger RNA from Euleptes europaea (tarantolino), 524 nucleotides. RefSeq names its product vitamin K epoxide reductase complex subunit 1 (gene VKORC1). Gene Ontology annotation, molecular function: vitamin-K-epoxide reductase (warfarin-sensitive) activity. The record is from RefSeq and is a predicted model, not a curated record. The transcript has 3 exons. The coding region runs from base 15 to 524 and encodes 169 amino acids. Lineage: Eukaryota; Metazoa; Chordata; Lepidosauria; Squamata; Sphaerodactylidae. Gene Ontology annotation, biological process: vitamin K metabolic process; peptidyl-glutamic acid carboxylation.